AUGUCCCAGAGCAGGCAUCGCGCCGCAGCCCCGCCGCUGGAGCACGAGGACAGCGGGACCUUCAGUUUGGGGAAGAUGAUAACAGCUAAGCCAGGGAAAACACCAAUUCACGUAUUACACGAAUACGGCAUGAAGACCAAGAACAUCCCGGUUUAUGAAUGUGAAAGAUCGGAUGUGCAAAUACACGUACCCACUUUCACCUUCAGAGUAACCGUUGGUGACAUAACCUGCACAGGUGAAGGUACAAGUAAGAAGCUGGCGAAACAUAGAGCUGCAGAGGCUGCCAUAAACAUUUUGAAAGCCAAUGCAAGUAUUUGCUUUGCAGUUCCUGACCCCUUAAUGCCUGACCCUUCUAAGCAACCAAAGAAUCAGCUUAACCCUAUUGGUUCAUUACAGGAGUUGGCUAUUCAUCGUGGCUGGAGACUUCCUGAAUAUACCCUUUCCCAAGAGGGAGGACCUGCGCAUAAGAGAGAAUAUACCAUUUGUAGGCUAGAGUCGUUUAUGGAAACUGGAAAGGGGGCAUCAAAAAAGCAAGCCAAGAGAAACGCUGCUGAGAAAUUUCUUGCCAAAUUCAGUAAUAUUUUUCCAGAGAACCACAUUUCUUUAACAAACGUAGUAGGCCAUUCAGUAGGAUGUACUUGGCAUUCGUUGAGGAAUUCUCCUGGUGAAAAGAUCAACUUACUGAAAAGGAGCCUUCUCAGUAUUCCAAAUACAGAUUACAUCCAGCUGCUUAGUGAAAUCGCCAAGGAACAAGGUUUUAAUAUAACAUAUUUGGAUCUAGAAGAACUGAGCGCCAACGGACAGUAUCAGUGUCUCGCCGAACUCUCCACCAGCCCCAUCACGGUCUGUCACGGCUCUGGGAUCUCCUGUGGCAACACGCAGAGCGAGGCCGCUCACAAUGCCCUACAGUAUUUAAAGAUAAUAGCAGAAAGAAAGUGAGCCUGAAGCAACUCCCGGAGCCCUCAGUAGCACAGAAGAACUCCCCCUGUGCCCCUCACCAAGUAAAAUGUUUACUACAUUUGAGUUUGUGUGUUGUUUCUAAAUCUCUACCUAGAUUCCAUCAACACUUCAGAAUUAACGACCUCCUCGUAGUUCUUAAACUCUUUUUAAUGGCUUCAACUUUGUACUGGUAUAUUGUAUUUAUAAACUUUGUACCAUAGGCAGAGUGUAGCAUCCAUGUUACAAUGCCACGUCCAUACAGGGAAGAAAGUGCAUGUUGUUGAUGAUGAGGAUGACAGAGACGGCAAAGAAACAAAACUACUGCUAGCAACAGUCGUUCUUACUGGUGCUUAACCUCUUCUUUGUGAAUGGCUUUGUACAGGCAAUUCGAGGGAAGCCCCUUAGAGUUUGGAGGAAUGCGCUGACAGACGUUCAGUGAAUGUCACUGUUGAAUUUCAGGGAACAUGAUUGGUCUGCUGUGUAUUUGAAUCCGUGUAAUAAAGAGCUGUUGUUGUAAAAAAAAAA
This is a messenger RNA of Neogale vison (American mink), 1464 nucleotides long. Its product is annotated as interferon-inducible double-stranded RNA-dependent protein kinase activator A-like. The record is from RefSeq and is a predicted model, not a curated record. Lineage: Eukaryota; Metazoa; Chordata; Mammalia; Carnivora; Mustelidae.